AGACCAUUCAGGUCUCUGCCAGCGAUUUUCAGACGUCCCAGUCAGCGUCCCAGCGGCCAUUGACGGCUAGUCGCUUGUUCUACCUCUCGACCGGCCAGCGCGUGUGGGUUUUUUAAGUCGUCUACACGCGCAGGACGCGGGAACGAUGGUGGCGCUUAUUACGGGCGGCAGGGGCUUUCUGGGAUCCCUGCUGGCCAAGGCGAUUGCGGGGGGUGCACUGGCGGAAAGCGCGGACGCUUCGGCGGAGGAGAGGGGGGAAGCGGGUGGCGGAGCGGAGGGUAGUGCAGCGCGGGAUAGCAACGAUGGCGCAGGGGCGGAGGCAGACGUGAGGGUGAUUACCGUUGAUGUGACCCCUCCCAGUGAGCGCGACAUUAACGCGCCCGGAGUCAAACACGUGGUAGGAGACAUCACCGAUGCCACGUUUCUAGCCGCUCUGAUUCGUCCAUCUGUCACCCACAUAUUCCACCUGGCGGCGGUGGUGAGUGGAGCAGCAGAGAAGGACUACGACCUGGGGAUGAUGGUCAACUUCGACGCCACGCGCUGUCUGCUGCAGGCGUGCAGGGCGGCGGCCCACUGCCCUCGCCUCAUCAUGGCCUCCUCUGUCGCCGUCUUUGGUGCGCCGUCCAACAGCCCCUCCAACUCCCAGGCUGCUUACACUGAAGACACCCCUGCUCUACCCCGAUCCUCCUAUGGCACUCAGAAGGCCAUGGCAGAGCUACUCCUCUCAGACGCCAGCAGGCGGGGCUUCGUGGAUUCAAUAGUGCUGCGACUGCCCACGGUCGUCGUGCGCCCUGGCAGUCCCAAUGCAGCGACGUCGUCCUUCUGCUCGUCCAUCAUCAGAGAGCCCCUGCAUGGCAAGCCCGCCACCUGCCCCGUCGACCCGGCUCUGCCUCUCUGGCUGCAGUCCCCCCGAACUGUCAUCCGCAACAUUCUCCAUGCGGCCCGCCUGCCGGCCCUGCCGCCCAACCACCCGCGCACCAUCACUCUCCCAGGUCUCACUACGACAGCAGCAGAGCUGGUAGGUCAACUGCCGCGCUUUGGAGCCGACCCCAGCCUGGUGCAGUGGGUGCCUGACCCUUUCAUCAACGACAUAGUGGCAUCAUGGCCAGGCCACAUACACACACCCACAGCCAUCCAACUGGGCUUCCAACCGGACACGGAAGUGGCAUCCAUAGUUGAGGAGUACGUGCAGGAGUACGUCAAACCCAUGCACUGACCAGCAUGCCAUGCCUCCCCAAGCCUACCCAUGCCUGCACCCAUACAUGUUGGUGUGCAUCGGCAUGCACAUGUGUUUGCUACCUAGGUGUAUCCUCGUAAUAUAUUGCUAUGCGUCUUUCCCAGUUCGCCUGAAAUGCAGUAUACUUGCUCAUGUGAGGUUUACAGUAAGAGCUAGUGUACGUGUGUAGAUCACUCCUCUUUGACAGCCUGAACCUUGGGUUGGGUUCAACGCGACAAGCUGGUUGCUUUUGGUAGACAGAGGAGGCUAUCGAGACCUUAUGUAGUACCUACCACUGCUUCAGACGAAUUUGAGAGGUUUCCGUUUUUGGAGAAUUGCAUCUCAACUUCACAG
Messenger RNA from Closterium sp. NIES-67, 1570 nucleotides. NCBI's taxonomy places the organism in Eukaryota, Viridiplantae, Streptophyta, Zygnematophyceae, Desmidiales, Closteriaceae. The record is from the annotation of a GenBank genome assembly.